AUGAUUUCAAUGUGGAGAACAGGCUUGGCAUAUUUGCGAUUGUCGAAUACCCUCACAGGAGUCCAACAUCGUGGCUUGGGAACAGCAUCUUUCCUUCUUAACAAGUUGCUGAUGAAAAGUGUUGAACAUUCACCAGAACAGAAAAUGGUGAGCAUCACGUGGCAGAAUGGGACUUCAAACAGAUAUCCUUACAUCUACCUACGAGACAAUUGCCAGUGCACAGAAUGCUUCUUUGAAGAAUCCAGUCAACGCCUUCUUGAUAUUGUAAAGGAUGUGGACGUUAAUGUUAAACCGAAUAAAGUUGAGAUUAGCGAUGACCAAACUAAACUGUCAAUCAUUUGGCCUGAUGGUCAUAUCAGUCUUCUUGAUGCUGAGUGGCUCUUUCAAAAGCGUCUUUCAGAAGAAACCGAAUCAGAAACUAAGAGCUGUGAAGGGGUGACAACAAGGAAAGUUACCCUUUGGGGUAGUGAAUUCAAAGAUCAUGUCCCUCAUAUGAAAUUUGAGGACAUUCUGAAUGAUGAGGAAGUACAAUUUAACUGGCUGAACAGUUUAUAUAGAUAUGGCAUUGCUCUUGUGACUGACACGCCUGUGCAAGAAGGGCAACUAGAAAAACUGGGCAAUCUUGUGGGUUACUUGAGAAUGACAGCUUAUGGGUAAGCAAGGUUUAUGAUCUCACAGUGUAUUAUAUUUCAGUCUUGAAUUUUAGAAGGACUCCUUGAAAAAUACUUGAAUUUUUUCACAAGUUCUUGAAUUUAGUCCUCAGAGUUUCCAGUACUGAGGAUGUGGUAGAAAAGUGGAUACAAAAAAUACCAUUUUCAUUUGGUUCAAAAACUGGAAGAAGGAAGCUGUCAUCCUGGGAUUAGGGCUGAACUGCAAAACCUGGGCAACCCUAACCCUGAGUGAGCUGUCAUGUCUAAUAGAAAUGGACUGGGAAAGGUGGAUCCGGGAGGUUCUUGGGGGCUUGUGUACUCUACCAUCCCCCUCUUACUCAGAUUCAUUCCCCCCUUCUUACCCUUAAUUUACUUCCCCUCCUUACCCCAGAUACAGCUUCUGCAUCUUAUUCCAGAUACACCUUUUUGUUCUUGUCCAACUUAGGUACACUUCCCUUUCUUAAUUAACCCAACAACACUUCCCUUUCCUACUUCACAUACUCUUGCCCCUUCUUACCCUACCCUGCCUUAAUUCUUACCCCCCAAACACAUUCCCCUUCUUACACCAGAUAUACUUUUCCAUUCUUACCCCAGAUACACUGCAAACUUAUUUACCCCUGCAGAUCCAUUUCCUUUUCUUACCUAGAUAAACUCCCCCAUUCUUAAUACCUCAGAGAUGCUUCCCAGUCCUUUUCUUUUAUACACCACUCCUUCUUCAGGGGUACCCAAUGACGGUUUCCUCCUAAAUACAUUGAAAACUCUUUUUAGGCUAUGUAGAGCACUUUUAGAUCUCUAGAAAUGCAUUCUAAGCAGCACUAUAAAAAGUGUAUCAUGUUUGGUCAUCCUAGGGGUUAAUACUUGAGUCUUUUCGAAAUUGUUACAAGGGCUUCAGUAUUAUUUUCCCGAAAAUUUUAGAUGCAUUUAACGUUUUACGAAAGUGAGAAUUUUUCUUAUUCCUCCCUCAAUCACAUUUUUGAACCCCAAAAUUUUAGGUUUCCUCUUUUUACAAAAAUUAGCCUGAUAUGGAGAGUAAACUGUGAGAGAUUAAACUUCAGAAAAUCAUAGGGUUUUUACUAGUUAGAUAAUAAGCUUCGAAAAGUGUACCUGAAUAGAAUGGUCAUCUGGAAAUUUUUAGUCGUCCUUGAGCAAUAGAAAAUUCUAGGCAGUAUUUGCUUCCCCCAACAGAUAAUUCACAGAAAACAUUGGUUGGGUCCCCUGCUUCUUAACCCAGAUCCAAUGUUCCCUUCUUCAGACCCCAAAUAUGCUUUCCCAUUUUUACCCGGGGGGUACUUUUGGGUUAAUGUUUGCUGGGCAUGUGCCACUAGCCUCUCAGAGCCCCAACCCCAUUAUAGUCUAUUUUUUGGCCAAUUAUAGACCCUGUCUCAGUCACUUUUUGGAAAAUGUAAUUUUCGUGAUCCCAACUUAGUCACUUUCUAUUUAUGCAUCUACCUUAUCAAUGUGGUUUCAAGUGGUGGAAUGAAAUGCGGUCAAUGCGAACUUAUUGUUAAAUUUAAUAAACAAAAACUUUCUGAUUUUUUAACCGAGAAUCUUCCCAUUUUGAAUCCCUACUUACCCCCAAAAAUCCGAAAAUUUGUAACCCCAUCCUAGUAACUCUAUUGAAAAUGCGACCCCAUUAUAGUCACUCCAGUCGUGAAAAUGUGACCCCAUCCAGCAUCUCAUCCCUAUGAGCCUCUUGUAAGGGAGUACCCCCCCCCGGAUUUUUACCCAAGAUACACUCCUAGUUAGAUGUCCCUUUCUUUCUUCAGAUACACUUCCCCGGCCCCUUCUUAACCCAAAUACCUCUCCCCUUAUUACCCUAGGUCUAUGUUCCCCUUGUUACCCCAGAUAUACUCCCCUUCCUUACCCCUGAUAAUCUUUCCAUUCCUUAACCCAAAUAUCAGUUCCUUGCCUCAAAUACAAACUUUGUAUCUUAAUUUCUAAGGACAGAUCCAACCCAAUAAAAAAUCCUAGAUCCAUUUGUGCCUUGUCGUUGUUCAGAAAUCCCUGAUUGGUUUUGUGAAAUUAAUUUUUGCUGUUUUUCUUUUCCCAAGAAAGACAAUCUUGGUUUCUACACGUCUGAAGGCUAAUAGUGUUGCAUACACAAGCCAUACUUUGCCUCUUCACUCAGAUCUACCUUACUAUGAAUGCAAACCAGGGGUAAGCUAUAGAGAGCAUUAGACUAUAACAACGCCCUAGCUGUUUGGGUGGCAUCAGAGCAAAUGAUAACAAAUGACAUAAAGAUGGGUUUAUUAGCUGGAGCAUUGACAUGGAUAUUAAUCACAUUAUUAUUAAUAUUAAAUGAGAGACAGAGAUGUGGCUUGCUCCUGAAGUAAUACUAUCAUUGUAUAAUAGUGUUAUUUUAAUUAUAGUAUAUCCUUUUUGCACACGUGCUACUUUUGAAGGGAGGCUAAAUUUUAAGAGGGAUUGCAACUGUCAUGUCGUGCACCUCAUUAAGUUCACUUUGCGGCAGGAUUAGCUCAGUUGGUAGAGCGCUUGACUGCAGAGCAGAAGGUCGUGGGGUCUCAAAUCCUGGGGCCGGACCAAUACUUAUGGUCUUAAAACAACUGAGAAAUGAAGGUACUCACUUUGCCCUGCAAAGGGAUAGACCUUCACGUGGCUGGGAUGACCACUAAAAAUGGCACUCCAAAUAGUGUCCCCAAUUAGCACUUUCAUGCUAAAUACCUUGACACUCAAAUAAAGAGCAUUUUUUUUAAACAUGCAGAUUCAACUCCUCUUUUGCUGGGAGCAAAUUCCAACCAAAGGGGGUGCAAACACACUGGUGGACUCAUUUCAUGUGGCUCAGCAACUAAAGAAAGAAGAUCCUCAUGCUUACAAUCUUCUUACCAAAACUCAUGUUCUUUUCCGCCAUAGUGGAGCAGAUAUACUUGGUGAAUAUGACUUUGAAGGAGCAAGGCCGUUGCUUGAGUAAGUUGGCUAUUUCAAACAUUUCAAUUUGCAUUUUAAAAAAGUUGAGAAAAUACCUGCCUUCAGCCAUUGGUUGUGCAGGUAUACCUGUGGUAGACAAGAGACAGGACUGAUGUACAUUGUACCCCAAUGAAAAUUAAGGCUUUCACAGCUAGUACUUGAAAAGUCCUGUAAGAAGGUGGAAAAGAAGGAGUGCUUACCCCCCUCUGACGGGCACUUGAGGGAAGUUUGAUGCUGUGGGUAGGUGUGCUGCCGAGGCCUUCAAACCCUGCCCCUGUUUGAAACAAAUAUUGCUCACUGCCCUUCACCAACCUUCAUACUUUUUUUAAGACUUCCGGUCUGAAAAUACACCCUGUUCAAGACGCUAAAUAGUGAAAUUGUAUAACCUCUUUAAGGCUCCAGACUCUUAAAACCAUGCCAUACCCUGUUCGGUGGCACAUACCCAUAUAGGCCAAAUAAGGGAGUUAAGCCUCCCCUCCUUGGCCUACCCCCUGUAAGAGAGAGUUGUGGCAUGUUAACUAAACCAAUCAAUUCACCUCUUUAGGGUCGAUCACCAUGGCAGGUUAUUGCGCUGCAAUCAUAAUGAGGGAACAAGGCAGUGUUUUCUGGGCGUGCCAGCAAAUAAAACUCAAGAGAUGUAUGAAGCUUACUACUCGUUAACCAAACGGCUGAAAGAUCCAAAAAACAUGUUUGUUCACAAGUUGUCUCCGGGGGAGAUAGUGGUGUUUGAUAAUGAUCGUGUCCUCCAUGGACGCACAGGUUACACUCUGACAGAGAAUGUAGGUAGAUGUUUGGAAUCAGCUUAUAUUGAUUGGGACGUGGCGAGAUCCAAGUUGAAUGUACUGGGUAAGAAACUGAACAAGGGUCCAGUGGCAAGAAUGGACAGCACCCUCAGUGUAACACACCCAUGGACUGCAGCGUAA
Molecule: messenger RNA, 4498 nt
Organism: Porites lobata
Lineage: Eukaryota; Metazoa; Cnidaria; Anthozoa; Scleractinia; Poritidae
Source: the annotation of a GenBank genome assembly